Gloeophyllum trabeum ATCC 11539 is the source of this 2263-nucleotide messenger RNA. RefSeq lists its product as uncharacterized. NCBI's taxonomy places the organism in Eukaryota, Fungi, Basidiomycota, Agaricomycetes, Gloeophyllales, Gloeophyllaceae. The transcript has 2 exons. The record is from RefSeq and is a predicted model, not a curated record. The annotation marks the transcript as partial.
CAUGAAUUCCCCUUCCCUCCCUCGAUAUCGCCAUCGCAAGCGCAUCUCUGCCUUGCGGUUGUCUUCAGAUUCGGUAGCGCCAUUGCCGGCGUAUACAUCGCCGCCCGCGCAUCACUUUUGGCAGGAGGAUCCACCAUCGGACCGACCACCAGAUUAUCCGGACAGUGCCAGUGAAGCUGACGCCGACACCGAGGAUUUCGAGUCAGACCAGGUAUACGCGCACCCUCCUCUUUCCCCACCUCCCCUGUCUCCUAGACGGUACCCGCGCCGACACUCAUCUUCGCGAAUCGCGAAUCCACGCAGGCGAUUAACCUCCGCGUCUGAUCCCCACCUAGACUCGCUUCUCGAGCGGAGUGUACACGCCCUGGAGCUUUCAAACGCGCUUUUACAAUCGUCCAUGUCCACGCAGUCCAGUCUGUCUACGCUGCUGGCUCCGGACAGCCCCGCCGAUCAGUCGCUCCAGGCGCGUGCACGCGUUUUGUCCUCAAGAAUUGGGCAAGACGUGCACGACGUCUGGAUGGAAGAUUUGGAGGAGAUAACUAAGGGCGUGGACAGGCUGUUUGGUGAACACGCGUCUUCUGAUGACGAGAGGAGUGUGGCUGGCCCGAGCACGGCGGGCGAUUCCUCCACCCUGGUGAGCAGCAGUCUACCUUCCAUAUCGUCCAUUCGCCGCCCUGGCAGAGGGCGAAGACGCCCUUCUCUGGAUUUCCGGAAUGCGAGGACAGAAAGCGCGAGCUCGGACGCGGGUCAGCUCAACUACUCCAAUCAUGAUCGAAGGAACCUAGUCGCCACAGCCCCUCGUGCCCUGACCCUGUAUGUGGACUCGACGGACGAUCCAUCAUCCAUACUCCUCCCUUCAACCCUGGGUCUACGAGCAUCGUCUUCCUCGUACUUUCCAGAUACAUCUAGCAGUUCUACCGAUAUUAAUGCGUCCGCGGGUCCAACUCGAAGAUCGCACUCUCAUUCGCUGCAUUCGCUAUCACAGUCGCGGAACGCGUCGUCAGAUCAGCUUGAUCACCAACCCGAACUAUCUACCUCCUCCUCAACCACGAAGGCCUACGAUCUGCUUUCCUCAGUCGCGAAGCGGAAUGCCUCACCCCCGGUACGAUCGUCCGGUUCGCGAUCCCGCUCGAUAACACCACGACGCCAUCAUUCGCCUCCUCCCUUGCCUCGUCCCAUGACACCUCCAAUAGAGGAACUGUCCUCUGCCUCCACAGCUUCCUCAACCGACUCCCAGCCCGACGUCUCCAGGACCGUUCAGACGCUGAGAAAGAUUCUCAACGAGCAGCCGAAGCCGCCGGCGGAGCCGCCUGUACCGUCGAAACGACCGAGCUUCCUGCCCAAGUCCGCCCCUCCUGCGCCUGCGAUCGGCACUUCAAAUGCUACCGCCUCUGUAUCGAGGCUGUUCACGAAAGGCACGCACCAUUCGAGCACACGACCACCCAGCCCACCGAAGCACUCUUCGCUGAAGCAGCGGAGUGCGCCGAGCACGCCCGUCACGCCCGCGCCGUCGCUCCUCAGCAUUAAUACGGACAGCUCCAGGAGCGCGACGAGCUCAGGGCGGUCCACGCCCAAGCGCAUCAGCUUCGCCGAGCUCCCCGAGUCUUAUGGGCAGUCGAAGCCUGGCGGGUCAGAGUCGUCCAAGUACCCGAGCAAACGGUCAAGGAAAGGUCCGGGGGUGGGGAGGAAGGAUAGGGACAGGAGCGACGCAGAGGGUGGUUCGGGGUGGUGGACGGGCUGGCUACUCGGUGCGAGUGGCUCGUAUGGAGGCGCAGGGAUGAGUCUGAGCGUGGAGAGGGCGGAGGACCGAGCUGUGGAAGCGGCUGGGAGGGGGUGGGGCGGGAAGGCGAGGUUUGGCGGGCCGUUGGACGAGUGGGGGAUCUGACCGGGAUCCGGUGAGGACUUCUUGGUUACGAACGGACUGCUUGCUGGAGGAGGUGGAUACCGUCCUGUCUGGAAAACCGCCUGCCGGCGCUGGAUGUUUGUAUAUGCUGGUGCUGGAGUGCACCGAAGGAGCUCACGUUCUCUAAUUGCUCGCCAUUGCCGGGCAUUGUUACGACCUGUCAUGACUUAUUUCUAACAUUUAUUCCUCGUCCCGCCUUCAUUGAUACCACCGAAUCCUUUGCACAACAUACGGACAUCGACAUAAGUGUUCGACUAUCCGCUCAUCUGCAAUCCUUUCUAGUCCUUUCUUCAUCAUUUGUAUUAUUGGGCAUCUCGUUAGUCAAUGUUAUUCUCUACAACCGGCUACGUUCAGCGGUGA